GGCUAGCGUGGACGCGCGCGGCCCGCGGCCCGGAGGCCUGGGCUCCUGAGAGCGGUCGGACGCGGACGCAGCCCGGAAGGUCGGUCCCGUGUGCACGCGCGGCGGCCUGGGAGGUGGAAGCCGACUGCAGGGAGGCCUCGCUGGCUGGCCAGCAGCCCCGGCCGCAUGAGUCACCAGGCCCCUCCUUUCCGCCUUGGGCCCGAACGGUGUGCGGAUCCGCUGCGCUGCGGGCUGGAGAGUGACGCCGCGCCGAAGCCCUUCGAAGAGGCGCGGGGCAAAUCCCGAUUCAUCCCGAAUCCGACUGUUGAGGAACCGGGAAAGCAAGAAGCCUCAGGACUGGCGGGAGGCCCUGACCCCACUGGCCUUUACUUUGCACAAGGUUUUAAUUUGUUGUAGGCAGCUUCAGCGAUUUUGAGCAAAAAAGAUUCUCCGGCCUGCAGCAUGAUUUUGGCUUGAUGUGAAAAGAUUAAGAAAUUAUGAGUCGAGGAUCACAAGUUCACAUUUUUUGGGGUGCUCCAGUUGCUCCACUGAAAAUGACAGUAUCACAGGGAACAGCUUCCUUAAUGUCCACUGCCAACGCUUGGGAAAAAGUCCGACUCUUCUAUAAACAGCAUUCCUUGUAUCUGAAGACUGGAGAUCAGGAGUUUAAAAAUCUGGAAGAUUGUCAAGUCCCUGAAGGUCUUGGCCCUCCAGGUCUUCUUAGUGGUGACCUUUUGACGACUUCGGUGAGGAGGUCUGCUCAGGUGGAAGACGACUUUAAACAUUCUGCUUCCGAAGCACAGAGUGUGAAAUCCCAGGUUAUCCUGAGUGAUAUGACUAGUGGACAAAUGUGUGGGCUUGGGGACGGAGCUCAGCAUUUACCUGAAGAAGAAAAAUAUCAAAAGCUUCAAUGUAAAAAUAAGAAAAUUACAGAUGAGCAGUCUAAAAAUCAGUCAGAUCCCUGCGUUCGGAAUUUCCAAAGAGAUUUGUUUGUGUUAGACCUUAAGUGUGCAGCUAAACUAGAUCUGGGCUGUUGUACUGAACAGAUGAGUACAGGGACAAAGCCAGAGCCGACAGGACAUCAUGAAAGACAGAGUCAGGAGAGCUGCUCCUCUGACACAUGGUGUGAGCCACAAUCUGAGGGAGCAGUCAGGAAGGCCUCAGACCAGAGACUGUCUACUGACGCUGAAUUUCUCAACGUAUUGACCUCCAGCCAACGUGCUUUUCUAGCUCAAGGGAAUGAUAAAGGUCAGGACUGUAUAAAUAAGAGGACUGUAAACAUGGAGGCAGAACCGACAGGAAGUCAGGGAGUCAGACAAACUGAAGGGGAUUUUAGUAAGCCUGGUGGAGAUUUCGAAGAAGAAUCUGAAAAUGAGCAAAGCCAAGUGUAUUCCCUGGAACUUUUUAGUCCUGUUUGUCCUGAACCAGAAAGCAGUCACAGUCACACAAACACUGGGAACAAUCUUGAAAAUCCAAGCUCUCAAGAACUUUUCAGUAAUGAAGAAAACCUGCCACCAAAUGAGUUGUGUAGCUCCCAUCAAAGUACUGCUAACAGGAGCUGGUGCUCUAAAGAUAAUUCCCACCAUUCUAAAGCUCUUUCUGAAGUCCAUCAGGUGUCCAAGAAGCCGAGGAUGGACUCUAAUAUAAGAGAGGCAGCCGAAGCAGUGCCCCAGAGGGUCAUGUCUGAAUUUAAGGACAGUAAAAAAAUAUCAUUAAUAAAAAAUUGUGAUUCUAAAAAUCAGAAGUAUAACUGCUUAGUCAUGGUGCUAACCCCAUGUCAUGUGAAGGAAAUAACUAUAAAAUCUGGACCAAAUUCUGGUUCUAAAGUGCCAUUAGCAACGAUUGUAGUUAUUGAUCAGUCAGAAAUUAAGAAGAGGGUUGUUCUGUGGAGGACUGCAGCGUUUGGGGCACUUACAGUGUUUCUUGGCGAUAUAAUUUUACUUACAGACGUUGUUCUUUAUGAGGAUCAGUGGAUUGGUGAGACAGUGCUCCAAUCAACAUUUACCAGUCAGUUACUAAAUCUUGGAAGUUAUUCAUACGUCCAGCCUGAAAAAUAUUCCAAUGUAAUUGCCAAUGUUAUACUUCAGGAUUUAUUGACAUAUGUGUCUUCAAAACAUUCCUAUCUCAAAGAUCUGCCUCAGAGGCAGCCUCAGAAAAUGAACACUGUGGAGUUUGUGGAGUUGGAGCGGUUGCAGCCUGAUGUAUUAGUCCAUGCAGUACUCAGAGUAGUGGAUGUCACUGUAUUGACAGAGGCAUUAUAUAGUUAUAGAGGACAGAAGCAAAGAAAAGUUGUGUUAACAGUGGAACAGGCUCAAGGUCAACACUAUGUGCUUGUAUUAUGGGGUCCUGGAGCAGCCUGGUAUACUCAGCUUCAAAGGAAAAAAGAUUCUAUUUGGGAAUUUAAGUACCUUUUUGUUCAGCGGAACAGCAUACUAGAAAACUUAGAAUUACAUACAACACUGUGGUCUUCCUGUGAAUGCCUAUUUGAUGAUGAUACAAGAGCAAUUUCAUUUAAAACAAAAUUUCAAAAAAAUACAUCCUCCUUUGUCAAGAUAACAGACUUAGCGACUCACCUAGAGGAUAAAUAUUCAGGAGUGGUUCUGAUUAAAGCCAAGGUUUCAGAGCUGGUGUUUUCUGCUGCAGCAGCUCAGAAGAUAGCUUUGAAUGCUCGCAGCACGCUGAAGAGCAUCUUCUCCUCUCUUCCCAAUAUCGUGUAUGCUGGCUGUGCACACUGUGGGUCAGAACUAGAGACAGAUGAGAACAGGAUCUACAGACAGUGUCUGAGCUGCCUGCCGUUUGUUGGGAAAAAAAUAUUCUAUAGGCCGGCUUUAAUGACCAUAGUUGAUGGAAGAUAUAAUACUUGUGUCCAAGUUGGGUCAAAGAUGAUGGAGCAGAUUCUUCUCAACAUUUCUCCAGAUUGCCUCAACAGAGUAAUAGUGCCUUCCUCAGAGGUCACCUACGGCAUGGUUGCCUCAGACCUGCUCCAUUCCUUGUUGGCUGUCAGUGCUGAACCUUGUGUGCUGAAGAUCCAGAGCCUUUUCGAGUUGGAUGAAAACAGCUACCCACUGCAACAGAAUUUUUCCCUACUAGAUUUCUGCCCUGACUCACGUAAGCUGUGGAGCCCAGGACUUUCUCUAAGGGCAGAGGGCACAGGAGGCAUUCCUGGGAAGGAGUGAUGAAACAAUCUGUCUUUUGAAGAUGUAUUUAUUUUUAUUAUAUGUAUGUAAGUGUUUUGCCUGUGUAUGUCUGUGUACCAUGUAUGUACCUGGCACCCACAGAGGCCAGGAGAGGGUGUUAGAUCCCAAGACUAGAGUAAUAGAUGGUUGUGAGCCGGCGUGUAGAUUUUGAGAAAAUGCUCUUAACUGCUGAGCCAUCCAACCCUAUGAGCUAUGUUUUGAAAUGAAAUGACAGGGAUUUUGCUUAGAGUUUUUAAAAUAGUAAUUUAUUAGCAUAAUAUAAUUGUGCUAAAUACAUAAUUUUUUUAA
Messenger RNA from Mus caroli (Ryukyu mouse), 3464 nucleotides. RefSeq names its product shieldin complex subunit 2 (gene Shld2). Lineage: Eukaryota; Metazoa; Chordata; Mammalia; Rodentia; Muridae. Gene Ontology annotation, biological process: regulation of double-strand break repair via homologous recombination. The record is from RefSeq and is a predicted model, not a curated record. Gene Ontology annotation, cellular component: site of double-strand break; nucleus.